AUGACGAGUGUUAGUUUUCCGCGAAUCACCGAACUAAUUACCAAGCUUUAUUUUAUCGUGUUGACGGUGUUCGGCGGCGCGGCCGUGGCGCGCCUUCGCGAUACACACCACCACAAUUGCUGUAUACAUGCGCUCGCGCACUCACGCACACAUAGCCGCUCGCCCUCCUCAGCGCCCUGCAAUUCGUCGGGUGUAGAACUCCCCGCGCCCUCCCGCCCGCACGCAAUUGCACUGCACUCCGGCACGCUGCGCUGCGUGCGUAAAAAGCGCACACAAGAGGCGCGGGGCGCGGUGUGGUGA
Messenger RNA from Arctia plantaginis, 300 nucleotides. NCBI's taxonomy places the organism in Eukaryota, Metazoa, Arthropoda, Insecta, Lepidoptera, Erebidae. The record is from the annotation of a GenBank genome assembly.